CAGAGAGACUUAGGUUAGGAGAGGUACCAACUUCUGUCCCACCCAGGAGGCAGCAUCCGCCUCCACCCUGUGAAGCCAAGGAGAGGCCCUUGCUGUCCUCCUAGACAAGAAAGGCCAGUGAGAACUCUGUCAUUCCACAGAGAAGAACUCAGGGGCCCCCUGUAGCUCCCGGGAUCCCGCGGGGAUUAGAGGGUCAAUUUUUCUGCCUUCUGGAAGAUGCCCUGGAAGGCCUUGAUGCUGCUUCUGCUGUUCUCCGGCACCCAGGCUACUGAGUCCCGCAGGUGGAGCAGGGCUGCGCUGUUCCCUGCUGCCCACCGGCCAAAGAGGUCCUUGUCAUUGCCCUUGAAUCCAAUCCUGCAGACCUCCCUGGAGGAUGUGGAACUCCUCUAUGAGAUCUUGCUGGCUGAAAUGGAGAUCAGCCCAGACCUGAAGAUCUCCAUCAAGGAUGAGGAACUAGCCUCCCUGCGGAAGGCCUUGAACUUCCACUCCAUCUGCAAUAAUAUAAUCCCCAAGCACAUCCCAGAUAUCCGCAGGCUGAGUGCCAGCCUGGCCAACCACCCUGGAAUCCUCAAGAAAGAAGAUUUUGAAAGGACAGCACUGACCCUGGCUUACACAGCCUACAGAACAGCUUUGUCUGAAGGGCACCAGAAGGACGUCUGGGCUCAGGCCCUCAUUAGCCUUUUCCAGGCCCUGAGGCAUGACUUGAUGCGGUCCUUGGGCCCUGGAGUGUCUUCCUGAGAGCCUGGCGGCCCAUACCAGAACCCUGAAGCAUGGACAGGCACACACUGUCUUUCAGGAUAUUCAUCCUUUACUCACAGAGUCCAUGAAAAAAGUUUGUACUGUCCACACAGAAUAGCAAAGAUAAAUGAGUCAUCCCAAUACUCUUUUGUUUCUUGUUGCUUCCUGACAUAUAUCUCUGACCUAUAAUAUAAUGUUAUCUGAGCUAAAAGAAAGGACUAGAUUGAGCUUUCAAGAUACCUCCAGAGGCCAACUGGUCUACCUGGUAAUAAGCAGAAGUCUAAGAUACCCACACACACAAGAGCAAGAACUGAGGAUGGGGUCUAGACAUGACAAGAAGUUGGUGGACAGAAUUUGUUGGUUCUCAGGGACCUGUGCUUAAUGAACAUUUCUGGCAGGUCCUAUGGUAAAUAUUUUAAAAGUAGAGAUACAUUCAAAUAAACACACUGUUGUCUAGGAAGGAUAUACUUGGUUUCCUCAAAGUCAUGGAGAAGAAUCAGUCACAAAAUCAAUAAUGUGGUGACCUACAUGGCUUGAUUCAUCUUUUCUGAAGUUAUUCUGAGACAGGAGAAAUAGGAAGGCCAUGGAAGUGCUAAUAGUCCAUCCAUGCCCUGUCAUUUGAAAAUGG
Messenger RNA from Chionomys nivalis (European snow vole), 1366 nucleotides. It is a transcript of the gene Fam180a, whose product is annotated as family with sequence similarity 180 member A. Lineage: Eukaryota; Metazoa; Chordata; Mammalia; Rodentia; Cricetidae. The record is from RefSeq and is a predicted model, not a curated record. Bases 217 to 738 code for a protein of 173 amino acids. The transcript has 3 exons.